GUGAUGGAUAGGCACGCAUUCACUUUGGAAUAGUUUCGUUGCCCUCCUGGACGUCCCGAGCAACAAUUUGUGAGUGGUCGCGUAUUUCUCGUUUCGAACGGUCAGAGGAGUGAUGCGUUGGUCGUAGUUGGCUACCUACGCGCACGCGGACGGCCGUCCGGGGAGGCAUUGCUGCGAGCUAUUUGCAGAUAAGGUGUGAGGCAUGCCGUCGCCUCUUUCUGCGCAGCUAGGGAAGCCGUACUUGGCGGAGUACGUGCAAUUUGGCUACCACUCCAACAUUAUCAAGCAGGACUAUGAGCAAGGUUCCGUCAUCUUUUUGGAGAAGGCUCGCUUCCUGGAAAAGCACCGAUGCGGAAUCGUCGUUCAGGGGAGGGUAAUAAGAAUACUGUGCCAAAAACAAAAAAUGCACGAACUGCUAGGCCUUGACUAUCGAGAAUGCAAAUGGCGAGAAGUAGAAUACAUAGAUCAGAAGAGCUACGUACAUAAGACAAAAGAAAAAGAAUUUCUCUGCUACUGCUACAACAGGUCGGGCUGUACCAGUAUUGUCGGGAGGCGAAGCGCGAGGCGACCAACGCAGCCCGGAUAACAACCACGACCAUCGAAGAGGAGGAGGACAGCGUCGACCUGGUUAGCGACAACGGCAACGAAGAGGAUGAGGAGCAGCUGCUGUCCGACACGCAAAUUACCGCGAUUUUGGGGACGGACCGGUGGACGCAAGUGGACAGUCUCCGGGAGUGGGACAUUCUUUCCGAUCUAAACUGCAUGGGCUUCACGGAUCAACGCACGGUGACGGCGAUUCCGCUGUCCGAAGAGCCAGUCACGAUCGCCUGGGCGCCGUACCACCACAUCAUCACUAAUGCCACCGGCUCUGCGCAUGCGCGCCAAUUGCAAGUCGAGGACAUGGUGUGUAAACGUGUGUUGUUCUUGAGUUUCAGAUGAAGGUUGGCGCAGUGGUUUUUUAUGCCCCACACCAUAAUAUACUUAGUUACAUUCCGAGUCUAUCGAUACACUUUGGUACUAUGAAUGAAGAUGAACAUGAAGUAGCAAAAGUGAAGCAGCUUCUUGUUCUAUUCUGACGGAUUCAAGCCCAAUGAACACACAACAGUCCCGCAUGGUGAAUACGUUCCGGAAAAUGUCGUUUUUUGAGGGCUGCCGUCUGGAAUUCGUGUACCGGCUCUCGUGCCGCACUCUGCGCAAGCGAUUCGGUCCCGGCGAACUAAUCUUCCAGGAGGGCGACACGAACGGAAAUUCUAUGUGCAUCGUGUUUCAGGGGGCAGUGCAGAUUGAGGUGCGCAACCGGACGACUGGCGUGAACGAGGUCGUGAAGAAGCUGAAUGAGGGAGAAAUUGUCGGCGAGCUGGCCGUGUUAGGCAUUUCUCGGAAGCGAA
Amoebophrya sp. A120 is the source of this 1388-nucleotide messenger RNA. Lineage: Eukaryota; Dinophyceae; Syndiniales; Amoebophryaceae. The record is from the annotation of a GenBank genome assembly.